AUGUUCCGCACAGCCGUCCUCCGAUCCGCCGCCUCCGCCGCCGCGCGCAGGUCUGUCGUCGCCACCACCAGCCGCAGCUUCUCCUCCGUCGUCUCGAGACCUGCCCUCGCCAGCAAGGCCGUGGCCCCUAUCUCGCGCGUCGCCAGCUGGACCACCGUCCGGUGCUAUGCUGCCGGCUCGGGCUUGAGCAAGGAGGACGUUGAGGGCCGGAUCACCAGCCUGCUCGCUGGUUUUGAUAAGGUCAACGAUCCUAGCAACAUCAAGCCCACCGCACACUUCGCCAACGACCUGGGUCUGGACAGCUUGGACACUGUUGAGGUUGUGAUGGCUAUCGAGGAGGAGUUCAGCAUUGAGAUCCCCGACAAGGACGCAGAUGCCAUUCACUCCGUCGACAAGGCCGUCGAGUACAUCCUGAGCCAACCCGACGCUCACUAA
Messenger RNA from Diaporthe amygdali, 435 nucleotides. RefSeq names its product cyl carrier protein. Gene Ontology annotation, molecular function: acyl carrier activity; acyl binding. The transcript has 5 exons. Gene Ontology annotation, cellular component: mitochondrion. The record is from RefSeq and is a predicted model, not a curated record. Lineage: Eukaryota; Fungi; Ascomycota; Sordariomycetes; Diaporthales; Diaporthaceae. Gene Ontology annotation, biological process: fatty acid biosynthetic process. Bases 1 to 435 code for a protein of 144 amino acids.